ACGCCAUCCCCUCACUCGGGCAAAUGCGCAUCAGCUUUCCGCGCGUGACGUAGUGCGGGACGGACUCCAUUUCGAGGCCAUCAUCAAUCCGAAGAUCCGACUUUGCGCUCUUGACACGCCCAUCUAAAGCUACAGCAGAAUUACCCUCGACCUGUCGACUCGGAGUUGUCAAAUCAAGUAGCUUCAAGCUUGAUCACAGCUUAAUCCUUGCCGUCAGCCAUCGCGAUAGCCUUCCACUCUUCGGCUAGCUUUACACACGCCGAUAAAUCACACAUUGUGCAAUGUUCUGGUCCAAGGGUCCCGACAAACCCUCUGACAAGUCAGAUGCCGCAUCAACAUCAAAAGCAGCAGACACAUCCAAAGAUGGCGCCCGCAAAACCCCGUUCGACGCCGACAAGCUCCCCGACAGGCAGAAGCUCUCGCCGUCGCUGCAGAAGAUUGUAGACAAAGCGGACAAGGAUGACUCCAUCUACGAUCAGCUGGUGGACGGCUAUGCUCCGGAUUCGACCGAUUCUAACAUCCGCUACGCCGGAUACGCCGCCCGCCUCCGCACGAUAAUGCUCUCGGCUCACCGAUACGUUGCCUACACAUCAGACAUCGGCGAGUCCUUCCGACCUGUGGCACACCCCUACCUGAUCAAGGGGGCCUACGGCGUGUCCUGGCUCUACAUACUCGGCGACGUAUCACACGAAGGCUACAAGUCAUACUGGCACAAUCAGCGCACGCGCAACCCGCAAAUAACCCUUACGGCUACCCAGCAGCGCAUUCUAGGCUCCGACGCGACCGCCCCGAAGGCAUCCGACUUGAAGCCGGGGACGGUCACGCCGCUCGAGGAUUACCGUACCGUCAUGGCCCAGCGCGCAAUCUUCCAGAGCCUUGCGAGCAUGGGGCUACCCGCAUUCACCAUACACAGCGUGGUUAGGUAUUCUGGCAAGGCCAUGAAGAACCUCAAGAACAAGACGAUAAGGACUUGGGGACCCAUAGGGCUGGGACUCAGCGUGGUGCCCUUCCUUCCAUCUCUUUUCGAUCACCCCGUCGAGAAUGCUGUGGAGUGGACCUUUCACAAGGGAUUCGAGACCUUUGGUGGUCACAAGAGCGUUGGAGAUGCUCCCGCGACCGGCAGGGAAAGUCAACUCAACAAACCUCCCAAGGAGAAGGAGCUCUAAAAGGGUGUCGAUGCACGUAGGAAACGGUAGGAUGGCGAGAGCCAUGUAUGUAUGUAUGAUACCCACAACUCUAUGAACAAUUUCAUCUCUCCGCCUGUGUCUUGGCCGUUUCUAUCACGUUUAGGACCGCUCCCCCAACCAUGCAUGCAUUGUCUUCCCUAGGGUAACUCGGCUGUUUAAUCGCGAUUCGCACGCUCAAACAUGCAAUGGUAUUGUAAUUCGAUUCAAGCCAAAACUCCCAUAGAUGCAAUGGCUAUGCCCUCCAUAUACACUGUAUCAUACUCAAAAACAAGGGGCAGAGUGGACGUGUGUAGAUGGUAUUUGGAUGUACAAAAAAAGAUGAUGCAUGGAAAAUACAAAGGAGAAAUGACGAGGUCGAGAUAGGCAAUUACAUCUCUAUCAGGCUUGGCGGCGGGCCGACCCCUC
Messenger RNA from Gaeumannomyces tritici R3-111a-1, 1592 nucleotides. RefSeq lists its product as hypothetical. The record is from RefSeq and is a predicted model, not a curated record. NCBI's taxonomy places the organism in Eukaryota, Fungi, Ascomycota, Sordariomycetes, Magnaporthales, Magnaporthaceae. The transcript is spliced from 3 exons. Gene Ontology annotation, cellular component: mitochondrion. The coding region runs from base 282 to 1166 and encodes 294 amino acids. Gene Ontology annotation, biological process: mitochondrial fission.